CACCUGCCUUUGAUGUUUACAUGGGAGUACAUGUAGGAACAUACUGUGCUACUACUAGAAAGUAUUCAAACCUUCAUGUACUGCAUGUACAGUACUGACAGCUUGAGGAUUUCAGUCAGACAGAUCAGGAGCCAGUUGACAAGAGACUGUAGGGACAGAGCAGGACAGCUCCCAUCAUGGACCUCAGUACAGUAUUUCAAUGUGUUAUUGACCAGAUAAAUGCAGAAGACAUGCUGGACACAGCCCAUGCUGUCCUCAAUGAAGUGAUGGUAGCAUCACCCAACCAUGCUCCUCCCCCCUCCUUCCCCACUCCUGACUUUAGGUGUGACACCCACUCUCAGCCAGUGGACGACAUGAGUGGAGGUUAUGAUGGAUACGUCACCCUUGAAACAGUUUCUCUCAACUAUGAUCAGCAGUUAACUACAGAACCCAUGCUCCCAUGUGUGGAGCAGCAUGGAGCCAACAACUAUUAUCUAGAUGCCAUGGAACAUGACAUGUACAGCCAGGGACAGUACUUUCCCUAUCAGUGGCCAGAUUAUGAUACAACUCCAACUGCCCUCAGUGCCCCGCCAGACCCUGAUUUGCAAUUCAUGACGCUGCCACAUGUCUUGGACCAGAACUUGAUGCCUGCUGGAAUAGUGAAUGGAGAGGUGGUGUAUGAGAUGCCAGAAGUAUCAUCGUUACCACCUAUGGAACCUGCUUCUGCACAAAACAUCUCCAUCUCCUCAACACGGAAGAAAAGGUACGGCCAACAGGAUAAAAAUCACCCAUAUGUGAAGAAGCCUCCCAAUGCUUUCAUGCUGUACAUGAAGGACCAGAGGGCGAGUGUUGUCUCUGAACUUGCCUCAAGUGAUAAUGCGCUGGUGAACACAAUCCUUGGUCAGAGGUGGAGGUCACUGCCCAGUAAAGACCAGGCCAAAUACUACAAGGAAGCUGAAAAGCUAAGGAAGCUCCAUGCUGAGAAAUACCCAUGGUGGUCCCCUCGAGACAACUACGGCAAAAAAAGGAAACGGAUUAGGAGGAAGUACCCUACAAUCUCUGAUGAAGAAUACGAAGAUGGAAUUUAAAAAAAGACCUCUUGACAAAGCACUUACUUUGAAUAAGGACCUGUGUGUAUAAUAGAAAGUCUAUCACUGGUUUAGUUUGCAAGUAUCUUUUCCUAACUUAAAUAUGUUUUUUUUUUCCUCAUACCACCUUCACUGUACAUACAAUGAGCUGGGUAAUGGACUGGAGCAGAGCCUCUGUUUUUAAGGAACUUCCAUUAUGUGAUGAUUGUCUUUUAUACAAACACAAUUGUGUAAAUACUACCCAAUAAAUGUAAUUAAUGUCA
Cynoglossus semilaevis (tongue sole) is the source of this 1330-nucleotide messenger RNA. Its product is annotated as lymphoid enhancer-binding factor 1-like. The transcript is spliced from 8 exons. The record is from RefSeq and is a predicted model, not a curated record. Gene Ontology annotation, biological process: canonical Wnt signaling pathway; regulation of transcription by RNA polymerase II. Gene Ontology annotation, molecular function: DNA-binding transcription factor activity, RNA polymerase II-specific; RNA polymerase II cis-regulatory region sequence-specific DNA binding. Gene Ontology annotation, cellular component: beta-catenin-TCF complex; chromatin. The coding region runs from base 177 to 1067 and encodes 296 amino acids. NCBI's taxonomy places the organism in Eukaryota, Metazoa, Chordata, Actinopteri, Pleuronectiformes, Cynoglossidae.